Molecule: messenger RNA, 1519 nt
Organism: Spinacia oleracea (spinach)
Lineage: Eukaryota; Viridiplantae; Streptophyta; Magnoliopsida; Caryophyllales; Amaranthaceae
Product: protein BASIC PENTACYSTEINE4
Exons: 3
Coding region: 226-1023 (265 amino acids)
Biological process (GO): response to ethylene
Cellular component (GO): nucleus
Molecular function (GO): sequence-specific DNA binding; DNA-binding transcription factor activity
Source: RefSeq, a predicted model, not a curated record
AGAAAAUCAUACGAGACACAUAUUGGCAGCUGCUGCGCUUACUCUCACACAACAAGGGUUUUACUUUAAACUGCUAAGCUUCUCAAAUAAGGUAACUUGGCAGAUCAUUCAUACUCAUUUUUGCAGAAUUUUGUAAUCUGGAACAGAAUUUGGGUUUCUUGCUUGAGAAUAACGUAACUAUAAGUCUAUACUUGUGGUAGCAGUACCUUUGAUUUGCUAAUUGCUAUGGAUUUUGGGGGGCAGCGAGGAGGUGCAAGACAUAAGUGUGAUCGUUUCAGGGAGCAUUCUCCGUGGAGUAUGAUGGCGUACCAGCAUGAGGUUAAGGAGCAGACGGCUUUGAUUAUGAACAGAAAUCUUGUGAACAUGAUAGCUGAGAGAGAUGCUGCAAUUGAGGAAAUGAAGAGAGCUUUGCUUGAAAAGAAAAGGGCCUUUGAAGAGAGAGAAAUAGCGAUUUCACAGAGAAAUUUUGCAUAUAGGGAGCGCGAUGAAGCUAUAAUGGAAAGAAACAAUGCCUAUGCUCUUCAAAAUUGUAUAUUAAGUUCAGGAGUUGAAUGUGAUAACAAUUAUGUCCCGCAAGAAAUCAAUGCUUUAUCUGAAAGUAAUAAUAAGUCGCCUCAGCCAAAGAAGACCAAGGAAAGGAAGCCGAGGGAGAAACGAACUUGUGAUGAGUUGAAGGUGAAGAAAGAGUGGGAUGGUAAAAAAAUGGGGUUGAACCGAGUUGAUUAUGAUGACUCUGUAAUGCCAAGUCCUGGAUGCUCAUGUACAGGGGUAUUUCGACAGUGUUACAAGUGGGGGAACGGGGGUUGGCAGUCAGCUUGUUGCACGACCACGGUGUCAGUUUAUCCUCUGCCACCUGUCCCUAACAAAAGGUAUGCUCGUAUAGGUGGUCGGAAAAUGAGCGCAAGUGCCUUCUCUAAGUUGCUGAGUGAGCUGGCUAUGGAGGGUUUUGAUUUAUCUGUACCUGUGGACUUAAAGAACCGCUGGUCCAAACAUGGUACCAAUCGUUACAUUACAAUCAAAUAGAGAUUAGAGAAAGGCUGAUGAAGUAAUUACAUUACAUAGGCGGUAUUUCAGAUAGAAGUGUGUACAAAUCAGUGCAGUGAUCCUUUAUGCUUGAUACUGGAUACUAUUAUUAAGUAUAAACUGACUUGUUGUUGGCCUUGUAAUGUGGUAGUUUUGCAGGCAAAUGAAAAUUAGUGAGUGGAUGGUGCAAUCUCAGCAAGCAAGUUUUCAAUGUUUCGAAACUGAACUUGUUUGUGCAAAGCAAGCUCUGAUCGUAUAUGCCUAGAUGCAUGCGGCAGCGAACACUUCCCUUAAUGUAUGGGGGUACAUGAUGUGAUUCUCAUUCUUCCAUGAAUGGUAAUGAUUGAAAGCUAGAAAGAAACCAAAUUUUAAGCAUUUGGUGUUGGUUGUGUUUGGGUUUAUCCCAUAAACAUAUGUUACGAGCCUGGUCAAUUACAGUUUGAACAGACCCUUUUUUUGUCACAUAUAUUAACUCGGUUUCAUAAUGUUCUAUUCA